AUGAGCGUCAUUUUUAGUGCGUGCUAUGGUGUCCGCCUGGAGAACCUGGAGCACCCAAUUAUGGUGAUGUUUUACUCCAUUUGGGAAGAGAUGCUUAAGUACUUCCAGCCUGGUUCUCUUCUUCUCGAUUUCUUCCCCAUCCUGCAGCGCCUGCCAAAGUUCAUGCAGCCUUGGAUGAAGCUGGCAGAUUCAUUGCGAGCCAGAGAGAUCAAAUUACAUCGAGCAUUUCUUCGUACCCUAAAUAAACAGGUCCAAGAUGACAAUGCUCCAACCUGUUUCGGCACUCUAUUAGUUAAAAUCCAGGAAAAGGAGGGUAUCUCAGAUGAGCGUGCAUGUGACAUCCUUGCUAUGUUGACCGGAGCUGGGGCGGAUACCACCUCGUCGUCCCUCCAAUCCUUCUUUAAAGUAAUGGCAUUGCACCCAGAAGUUGCCCUAAAAGCCCAAGCGGAGCUCGACUCUGUGGUCGGUCAAGACCGUCUCCCCACAUGGGAAGACGAGCAAAAACUAUCCUACGUCCGCGCCAUUAUCAAAGAGGUGCAUAGAUGGGCUCCUAUCGGUAGCCUAGGAGUCCCCCACGCCACCUCCGACUCAGAUGUCUAUGAGGGAAAGCGAAUUCCGAAAGAUACAAUUAUCUUCCCCAACCUGACGAAACUUUCUCGUGAUAGUGAGCGCUAUGAGGAAGCCGAUUACUUCCUUCCAGAGCGUUUCCUAGGCGAUAACCUGGACGCAUCAUCCUCUGCUUUGCAUCCCGACUGGAAGGUCCGUGACCAUUUCCAUUACGGUUUUGGUAGACGACUUUGCCAAGGUAUUUUCGUGGCCGAAGCUAGCUUGUAUAUUGCCGUCAGUCGCCUUUUAUGGGGAUUCAAUAUUACACCCGUGGAAGGAGAAGCGUUGGACAUGGAUGCCAAGAUUACUGGCCUUGUAACAAAGCCUCAACCUUACAGAGUGUCCAUCAAGAGUCGCAGUCCCGGCCAUGAGGAUUUGAUGAGGAAGGAGAGGGAAAUCGGUAAGACGGAUAUUUUGAACUUCGACAAUGUGAAGUUGGAAUAUUAG
Molecule: messenger RNA, 1053 nt
Organism: Penicillium cosmopolitanum
Lineage: Eukaryota; Fungi; Ascomycota; Eurotiomycetes; Eurotiales; Aspergillaceae
Product: cytochrome P450
Exons: 5
Coding region: 1-1053 (350 amino acids)
Molecular function (GO): oxidoreductase activity, acting on paired donors, with incorporation or reduction of molecular oxygen; iron ion binding; heme binding
Source: RefSeq, a predicted model, not a curated record